Molecule: messenger RNA, 3271 nt
Organism: Moneuplotes crassus
Lineage: Eukaryota; Ciliophora; Spirotrichea; Euplotida; Euplotidae
Source: the annotation of a GenBank genome assembly
AAAUAAUGAAAAUGAAGCCAAAAUCAAAAGAAUUAAAAAGGAGUCCUAUUAGGAAGGAAUUUCCGGCUAAGAAAAGUUAUAAACCCAAGAGAAUGUCAGAAACAAUAAAAUUGAAGGACAGUUAUCAGGAAGAAUAUAAGACCCAAGCUCUUCACACCAAUAAAGAGGUGGUUGAAAUUAGCUUUGAAAGUGAGUUAGAUAAAACAGUCCCCAUGAGCAGUGAGAGCUCAAUCAAAAUACUUCCUGGUAUAAAAGACCUCGAAAGUGCAAAUAUCAAUUUCGAAAAACUCGUCAAUCCCAUAAACAUCAAUCAGCCAAAGCUCAAAAGAAUAUUCAACUUUCACAUAAAAUCAACACAUAACAAGAUAGAGUUCUCUGAAUUCCUAAAAUUCUGAAAGAGCACUCAAAUUUUUCCCAAUUUCAUUUCAAUAAUCUAUCUAAAGAAGAUAAUCCAGGAGGUACUCGAGGAAAGCAAGAGUAAAUAAGGGGAAGAGGUCGCCCAGAAUUAUAGAAAGGACUGUUAGCAAUAACACUCAGCUUGUAUUUAAAGACUUCAACAGGUCGAUUAAAUAGCAUGGCCAAGUUCAUCGUUGAAUCGUCUCCUAAAGAAGUUGUCGAGGAGAAAAUCAGAGGCUUCAUAAAGCACAUCAAUGUUAACUGCCAAUACAGCUAUAACGUUAAUAAUUUAAUUUCCGACAGCUCUCAAACCCCAGAUAGAGUAGAAACUCCAGUGAAAGCCAAGACUCCUCAAAGCUUCGCUUCGAGCACCUGUGACCAUAAGGAGGACCAUGCGGCCAAACCUCAUGACGCUACUUAUAAAGAUGACCUAAAUGAGAAGACAACUGAUUCCAAUAUGAUCGACGAAAAUAUUAACAAAGCUCUGGAGGCACUAAAGAAUCCAAGAUUAAGCUGUCCUCAGUCCAGUGAGAAGCAAUCUAGUGGAGAUUCUUCAAAGCUCAGAGACCUUGAAGACCUUGGAUGCCUUAAGCUUGACCAGAGUGCUUUUAAAAGACAUGCAAGUAAUGGACUCCAGAUCGGAAAUCCAACAGCUAAAGAUAAUCCCUUCAAGAGAUACAGAUCAACUUCUCGUGGUCGGAAGAGUAAUUCAGUCAGUAAAGAGAGAACCAAGGAGAAGACAGAACUUGAGGAGUUUCUAGCCCUAGAGAAAUCAUGCAAAAAUGAACCCAGCUCAGCUAGCUCGAAUAUUAUUUCAAUAAAUUGAUCUCCAAGGCCACAACAUGUUCGCAAGAGGUCUCGGUCAAAUAAGCAUAGUAAAUAUAACCAUGAAAUUCAUGAAUUUGAUACACUAGGCAGACCAGAUAGCAUAAACCCAAAAGGUCUCUUCAAGCGUAAAAGAGAAGUCAAAGAUCGUCAAGAAGAUGCAUUAAGGUCAGCUAAGAGCAAACCUAAACCGACUACCAAAGAAAGGGAAUCAAAAAGUCUCAAAAGGUCUCAAGCUUACCAUAAAGAAGAGGCUCCAUCACUCAACUUAAAACUUGAAGAAAACAAAUCCGAUGGUCCUAAACUAGGAGAAGGCGAAAAAGAGGAUCCAGAGGACUAUGACAAAAAGCUUCAAGAAAUCCAAGAGAAAUACAAGAAGGCCUUAAAUCUCCAAGAUGCGGAAUCCAAUCUUGCCAAAAAGAAAGUAGAAAAACCUGUCAAGGACUUGUUCUCAGCAGAUGAGUACAAGACGCUAAAGUCAUUGGUAACGAAGGAGAAACCUUCAAAGGCUACCAAGAAGAAGAAUGAAACUUCCAAGGCGAAGAUUAAGCCCAAGGAGAAAUCAGCAUGUAUGGCUAAACUUGGCAAGACUACCGAAGUAAAGAUUUCCAAAAGAGGAGGGCUCACCAGUCGAUCCAAGACUAAGAAAUAUCAAAGAAGCAAUAGCAUCAACAGGCGGAAAGACUUUCUAACCAGACCAAAAGAGAAAAAGCUCAAACAAAAUAAUUCCUCAAAGCCAAGGAAUCAUUCUGAGACUAAGGGUGAGGACCUCGGUCUUGAUAGCAUCAAGAAUUCCAUACUUAAGAUCAAAGAAAAAGCUCUUAAGUUAGAAAAUGAAGUCAAGCCGUCUAAAAAUGAUAAAGUGUCUAGUACCCUCGAAGCAGAAAUGAGGGCAUAUGUAUCAAUAUCCUCCAUAGAUCUCUGCAACGCGAAAGAUAAGGAUGAAGAAUCAAGAAUAAUGGAGGAUUUUCAAGACGUUCCUAAAGACAUCCCAACUUUCUCACUACAUCAAGAGGAUAAGCCAAUAGAUAUAACUUCAUCGGAUACCUCUAAUCUUACGAGUAAAGAGCCUGAAUCCCAUCAUCCUUCUGGGAGUAAGUACAAGCGGAACAUUAAAAAGGUUCAGGGCAACAAGACACUUGAAGUCAAACCUCGGUACCAUACCGAAAUGGGAGAUUUACAGACAGAUUUCUUGAAGCAGCAAGUCUUGGAUCCUCUGACUCAAAACAAAUCUCUGAAAUCCCUAAAAGCUUCUAAAGGGAUUGAAAUCCCUUCUAAAACUUCCUCUUUGAGAUCAGGGAAAGAAGAUGGGAAGAAGAACAGAACUGUCCGGUUUAAAGAAGGUGAACAUCUUCGUCAAAAUAGUGGCAUAAAUCUUUACAAAAAUGACAAGAUUAUCAGCGAAGAAGAAAAACAUAACCAUAGUGCUUCCAAGAUACUUCAAUUCAGAGACCCAGUGGAUAGAGUACAUAGAUGGAAUUUAGAACCUAGUGGUGACUCUGAAGAGACUAGUGGGUUCAAACAGGAAAUUUUUAGCCUAAAAUCUGACAUUAAUAGCUUAGAUAAAGAUCCAAAACCUCAGAUUGAGCUCCCUGUUGAAAAUAUGGGAGCAAAAUUUCCUUCUAUCACAAAUCUCCGAGCAAAUAUUACUAAAAAGGAGAAGAGAGGCCCUCCACAAAAUAGUCACAGAAUCGGAGUGCAAGACUAUGUUGAAUUGAAAUACACCAAUCACCAAAAACUUGCCUUAAAGCUGACAUUCAAAAACUUAGAAUCGAUGAUGAAGCUGAAGCAGAAAGAGAAUGUUAAUGACGGCUUCAAAAAGAUAAAAGAGAUGAACAAUCUUUGCAGAGAAUACAGAUCCCAGAUGCUUCUAUCCCUAACCAAACUAUUCAGUGUGAUUAAGCAUAAGCAAACUAUCCAAAAAGCACAAGUUCUUAACACCUUGUCUACCAAGGUAAAGAUGGAAGCUUUGGCUGACUCACUUGCUAAUGAUGCUACUUCCUCACUGAAGGGUCUUCUAAUGGACAAGAUGAAAAACAUGAUGUAAUUC